Messenger RNA from Phytomonas sp. EM1, 1567 nucleotides. NCBI's taxonomy places the organism in Eukaryota, Euglenozoa, Kinetoplastea, Trypanosomatida, Trypanosomatidae. The record is from the annotation of a GenBank genome assembly.
GGACGAAGUAGAAAUAGUCGUAUCCACUUACUAGACUUAGGGUUGUUGUAUUACUAAAUUUGUUUUGAUGAAAACCCAUGCUUUCCGCAAAGGAUUGGCGUUCUUAUACACAUCGCCCACGAUAAAAAGUUACACAGAUGCUUGCGAGGCUCCUGUCGCGAUGUGGAACGGUGCAAUUCCUUUGAAGCAAACACUAGUCAAGAAAAAUGGAAAUUUUGUGAGUGUUGUGAAAAAAACAUAUUCACACCCGCCGGAAAUUUCACCUACACAUUUGAACUUCAAUGAUAUUGAUUCAAUGUAUUGUAUCGGCAAUGACGAGUUGAUUCGGUACUUUCCAGAAGGUCUUGGGGGAAAAGUUAUGCAGCUAAUGCCACCAGGCCACCCCCGUGGCUUCUUAUAUAGGAAAGAGAGUCAUCUUUUGAAUAUAUUUAUUCAUAAGCUCACAUUCCGGGAAACUAAGUGGAGUGUUGCUAAGACUUUGAGUGCUGGAAGGCCGGGCUUCAUUCUGGACGGUCCCACAGGAUGCGGCAAAAGUGCUUUGAUUUGCCAAGCGGUACAUUUCGCGCGGUCACGCGAUAUUCUCACACUGUACGUGCCAAAUGCCAAGGUGUGGUCCCAUGGCGAAUGGUGUUGGCCCAGCGUGAUUUUGCCAGGUUUUUUUGAUGCACCUGACGCUUCACGGGAGUUUCUUAAAAGUUUUUCUAUUUCUAAUCGUAGCAUUUUGGAGAAUUGGUUGCUCAGAUGCACACCGAGUGAUCUUCCCAUAGACCAAGGUGAAACAUCACCUAAAACUCUUCUACAGCUCUGUGAGUGGGGUCACCAGGCAGUCGCUCCAGCUUCCAUAGAUCGACAAAGUGUUUGUAUGAAGUUUCUCUUUGAUGAGCUAAGUGCAGAAAAAGAGAAGCCAAUUUUGAUCGUUGUAGAUGGGUGGAACCUUUUCUCACACAACACGCACUUUCGAUACCCACAUUCAGGCUUCUUACAUACCCUGACGUCUUUGGACAAUAAAAGCACAGACGUGGACCUAUAUCCUCAAGAGUUGCCUUAUAUCCCUUCAUCGCGUCUCAGCUUUGUGCGUGGUCUCAACAAGUUUAUCUUGUCACACGACGAGCCCAAUAAAUUUUUCAUCACAUGUACUACACGGGAUUUUAAACCCUUUGAUGGUAUUAGUGGGUAUCCAGAUGUUGAGAACGAUCGAUUCAAAAAUAGUUUAGAUGAGUACGCGCCAUAUUACCCAGAGAAAGACUCCUUUUUCUAUCCCAUAAAAAUAGGAAACUUUACCGAGUAUGAAUAUCGUGCUUUUCUUCGGUUCGUAAUUAAUUCUGGCGAGUUGUCUGGGCUUGGGUGGGGUCCCAUGUGGCAUUAUUCUAGUGAUUUUGAGAGAAAACUUUACAAAAUAGGCUUUUUGUCUGACCGCAAUCCACAACGCGUCAUUGACCAUUACCACCAAGAGAUGGUGUGGCGUUAUGAGUAUAAACGGGCUCGCCAGAAGCAGUUUUUGCUAACAAAACGCCAUGCUAACUUUGUGUCUCAAGGACAUGCUCCUAACUCGAGUGCGAAGCCGUAA